AUGUGGUUGUACUGCAUGUUUAACCAACAUGAAAGAAUAUGUAUUCAUUUUUUCGGAAUGCGAAAUAAGAGAAUCAAUCUCAGUUCAGUUCAAGUUCGAAUCUUUGAACGACAUGCGGUUUAUAUAAAAGGAACUAUAGUAUAUAAAUAUAUAUUUAUAUAUAUGCCUCCUUUAAUAGAUUUUCUUAUAUUCCUUCUUUGUUUUGUAAUUUAUGGAGAAUAUUUACUAUGUAUUCUUCAUGAAGCAAUUUUACAAAUAUUCGAAUUUUAA
Molecule: messenger RNA, 270 nt
Organism: Arabidopsis thaliana (thale cress)
Lineage: Eukaryota; Viridiplantae; Streptophyta; Magnoliopsida; Brassicales; Brassicaceae
Exons: 1
Coding region: 1-270 (89 amino acids)
Source: RefSeq, marked reviewed